UAUCGUGGGACGAGACUCAUUUUGGAAAGUUCGGCGCCAACUACAUCAACCACACGUUCUACCACGACGUACACCCGCCGCUGGCCAAGAUGCUGGUCGGUUUGGGCGAAUACCUCGGCGGUCACAAUGGGUCUUUUGCAUACACUUCGGGCGCGACUUUUCCGGACCACAUCAACUACACGUUUCAGCGAGCUUUCCUUGCAGUGAUUGGCGCGCUGGUUGUGCCGUUUGCCUACCGCACAUGCCGCUUUUUGGGCUUUGGUCGCCCGGCAGCGCUGAUGGCAGCGUCAUUUGUGCUGUUUGACAAUGCGAUGUGCGUUAUCAGCCGCUUCAUCCUUUUGGAUCCGCCGCUGCUUUGUUUUACGGCAUUGUCCUUACUCGGGUAUGCGGGAUUUGCGGCGCAGCGCCCCCGGCCAUUUACAUUUGUAUGGUGGAGGUGGCUGGCUUUUACUGGUAUCGCUUUGGGCCUGGUGAUCAGCUCCAAAUGGGUGGGCCUUUUUGCCAUUGUCCUGGUGGGGCUGUGUACCAUUGAGGAGCUUCUGGCUAUGUACAGCGAUCGCAAGACCACGGCCACGACGCAAUUGCAGCAUUGGGCAGCUCGCGCAUUGUGCCUGAUUGUCAUUCCGGCACUGAUAUACGUGGCAUCUUUUAAAAUGCACUUUGCGCUUUUAAACACGCGCGGCAGCGGCGAUUACAAAAUGCCGUCUGCAUUCCAAGCGCUGCAGAACAACAGUGUAGUUUCCAUACAACCCCACGAUGUGGCAUUCGGAUCGCAGAUCACAAUGCGUUCGCACUUGCCGGGAUUUGGUCUGAUCCAUGCCAACUCGACACACCAAUUUCCUGACCGCGACCGCAAAAUCAUUGCCGGUGGAGUUGCGGGUAAACAGAAGAACAACUGGUGGACUGUUGUAUCGGGCAACUUCACGCAGGAGACCACCUCAUCGCCAGUUACACAUAUUGGCGACGGCCAGCUCAUUCGCCUGGCGCAUGUGGGCACAGGUCAUUAUCUGCGCACGGGCCGCAGCCCGCCAUACCAUUUGGGCUGGGACAGGCGUGUAUUUGUCGACGGAAACCAGACGACUCCAUCGCUGUGGGAUAUUUGGCGCGUGCAUAUUGUUGAAGAGGAGAGCCCGAAGCCUAGGGCUCAGCUGUACACAGUAACUACCACCUUCCGCCUGUUCAACGUCGUGUCAGGCUGCCUCCUCCAGGCCUCAGGAUCGCGCUUUCCAAAAGAGGUUGCUCGGCAGAUGAGUGAGUUGAUUUGCACGGAUGCCAACACUACAAAAUCCGAAGACACCUUGUGGAACAUCGAACAGGUGCGUGACAAGCGAUUUGCACGUGCCGAUUUCAGUCAGUUGGUCAAGCGCCGGCUGCUGCGCGACACCCUGUGGAUCAACCGCGAGAUGGCCAUGUCAAACAAUGGGCUUAUACCGGACCCUGACCACUACAAGACCAUAGAAAGCAGCCCAUGGACCUGGCCAUUUUUGCUAUACCCGAUGCGCAUGGUCUCAUGGGCUGACAACUCGGUGAAGUACUAUGAAAUUGGAAAUCCGAUCCUGUGGUGGGCAUCGACGCUCUGCUGUCUUCUGUAUCCGCUGCAGAUGGUCUACUGGCUGGUUCAGUGGCAACGCCAGCAGGCCCAGGGGCGCUGGCAGGCCGGCGAGUUCCGCCAGUUCUGGGAUACUACCAAGCUGUUGUGGGGUGGGUGGGCACUUCAUUAUCUGCCUUUCUUUUUGAUGGGUCGGGUAACAUAUCUGCACCACUACCUGCCGGCAUUGUACUUUGCGCUGCUGCUGCUGGCGUAUGAAAUACAAUGCCUCGUGCGCUGGUAUUUGCCCCAAAGGGCGACCUGGUUUGUGGCGAGUACUGUUAUUUUUGUCACGGUCACUGUGUUUUGGCUGUUUUCACCGCUGACUUUUGGAUGGGAACGCCCUGCAAAAGAACUUGCGUAUCUGCAGUGGAUUCCAUCAUGGAAUAUCUACAGCGACAAAAAUGUGUUUUAAGCAAUUUGUUGAAAUAGUUACGCAUUUUGUGAAUUGGGCUGAUACACGGAAUAUAAAAUAUACCAUUUUAACUAUAU
Molecule: messenger RNA, 2080 nt
Organism: Kickxella alabastrina
Lineage: Eukaryota; Fungi; Kickxellomycota; Kickxellomycetes; Kickxellales; Kickxellaceae
Product: Dolichyl-phosphate-mannose-protein mannosyltransferase-domain-containing protein
Exons: 1
Coding region: 90-2003 (637 amino acids)
Biological process (GO): protein O-linked glycosylation via mannose
Cellular component (GO): membrane; endoplasmic reticulum
Molecular function (GO): dolichyl-phosphate-mannose-protein mannosyltransferase activity
Source: RefSeq, a predicted model, not a curated record